This is a messenger RNA of Megalops cyprinoides (Indo-Pacific tarpon), 907 nucleotides long. RefSeq lists its product as uncharacterized. NCBI's taxonomy places the organism in Eukaryota, Metazoa, Chordata, Actinopteri, Elopiformes, Megalopidae. The record is from RefSeq and is a predicted model, not a curated record. The transcript is spliced from 3 exons. Bases 147 to 764 code for a protein of 205 amino acids.
GGUAGCUAGUCAGCGAGCUUGCCAUAAUGUCAUAUCUAGCGGUAGUGUGUUAACGUAAUUUAAUUAGCGAUCCUCUGCUUUUAAGUUACCUGCUACAAACCAACAAAAACCGUAAUCAGGCUAGCUUCGGGUGAAGCUGAUGUCUGAUGGCUGCCAGUCCCAGCCUGUGGAUUACCACAUUGUCAGAUAUCUUUCUGUGGCUGACUGCCUUAUAUACAGCUUGUCAACUUUUCAAGGAUCACAGAGCCCCAGCACUGGGCUUGUUCCUGUUGUGCAGCACUGCGGGUCUGUGCUCCCUGCCCGUCUCUAGCCCGGCUCUGAACUGCAUCCAGCGUGAGCUGGAGUGGGCGGGGGGAGUGCUGGCCCCGGCUCUGGUGUCGUUCGGCUUCCUGUGGCUCAGUCAGGACCGCUCCACGGCCCAUGUGCUGCUGCUGGGCUCCGCGCUUCUCAUGGUGCUCCACGACUGGCUGUCACCGGAGGCCCUGGUGCUGAUGUCACGCUGUCUGGCGCUGUCAUCGCUAAGCUGCUCGCUCACCGUCUGCCUUUUCACAGCCAAUGUGGCCGGGGCCUUUGCGAGUGUGGCCCUCAGCCUGCCCGCUCUUGUGGCUCCUGUGCCCGGGGCCAUAGCUUUCACACCGCUAGUCUCCACUGAGGUUGCAGAAGGAUAUCUCAAGUGUCUCCUGAAAGGGCUGAUGGCAAUUGGGUGCCUGUCUACAAAGCCAGCACUGGGAAAGUACCUGCAGGACUUCACAGAAUGGGACUGAACUGACCUGAGGCAUUGCAUUCGACCUUCAAACAGAUGACUCUUUGACACCCCCUUGUGGAUUGUCAUUGUCAUUCAUGCUGAGAGCUUCCAAGUGAAAAGCCUGCAAGUACAGCCUGUUCAGUGUAGAGCCCUUAAACAAUU